AUGGGUAACGCCUGCAAUGGAUGCUUCCAAAAAGAAAUAAUAAGUGACGGAAAUAAUACAGGACAGCCUUCCUCGAAACCUAUAAUUAACUUUGAAGAAAUCGAAGAAACAAAGUCACCAAAAGGGGCAGGCAGAAAAUCAAAGCCAAAAAUUGCGGCAGUAACUUGGCAAAAAGUAAAAGAAGUCAAUGAAGCAGUCACAGCCGUCAUCUCAGCACGGCCGAAAUCAUCAGAAGACAUCAAUAUGAUUCUAAAUGCACUAAAUAGUCAUUUUAUUUUGAGGAAUUUGGAUGAAGACAGCCAACGGCAUAUUAUUGAUCAAAUGAAACACUUCUCAGUAAAUUCAGGAGAAAUCAUCACUCAGCAAGGAUUCCCUGGGAAAUAUUUCUUUGUUUUAGCUACAGGUCGGCUUGAAGUAAUUGUUAAUGGAAUCAGGCAAAACGUCCUAAAGCCAGGGACUGGCUUCGGAGAGCUAGCUUUAUUGGACGACAAACCUAGAACAGCUACAGUUAAAUCUGCUCAGAAAUCAACAUUAUGAGGGGUUGACAGACUAACCUUUAAACAAGCAGUAGAAGCUGUCAAUAGAAUGAAUUAUGAGGAAAACAAAUUGUUUAUAAAUAGUGUCCCAAUUUUCGAAAUUCUUACUUCUCAACAAAAAGAAGCCCUCCUCGCAUCUAUAACAACUCAAAAAUGGGACAACAGACAAGCCAUUGUCAAAGAAGGCGAAGUAGGAGAUUUAUUUUAUAUUAUAAAAGAAGGCGUAGUUUUAUGCACCAAAGAAGGUGUCGAAAUAAGACAAAUGAUAAAAGGCGAUUUCUUUGGAGAGAGCAAGCUCUUCUUUACUUAAUCACUGACAGGCUCGUGCCCUUAAUUGUUACGCAAUCACCGAGGAUCCCUUGUGGGAUUCAUCUGCUUUGCGACCUCCCUCUCACACAUGAUGAGAGUACUGAGGCCUCCUCCUUGCCUCUUGCAAAAGGCUCCAGUAUUGAGAGUGGGCAGACUACGGGUUUGUGCGGCCUCCUGAGGCUGUAGUUGACGAAGUUGGCAUUCCGAAAUUCCAAAAAAUGGAAUUUCUGGUAGCCUAUCGGCAAAAGGGUUAAGUCCAGAUCCUGGAACGUAACGCCCAGUUUCACGCUAGGCAGUUGCCCGAUUGGUCUAGGUAUUACCUGUAGACUCCGCUGGGCUUGCCCUUCCAAAUCCGAACCCUCCUUUCCUUCGAGGUAAAAACUAGUCACCGAAUUAGACUUGGCUAGGGUUCUGCGCUCCUACAGAAUUAGUUGCCUAGCAUUGCCGUCUUAUCAGGGCUAGAAAAACCUUGCCGGAUAUAAUUAAAAAUAUGGGUCGGAGGCUGUAUGGCCGGGAGGCCAUACCUAGACGAAGACGCCAUAUUUUAAUUAUUCCAAGCUCUUCUUUACAAUUCUAAAAGAACAGCUACAAUUACUUGUGUAGGAGCUGUCAAAGUUUUGUGUAUAGGUAGAGGGAGUUUGCUUGAAGCUCUAGGAGAAAAUCUGCAACAAGUUAUAUAUAGGAAUAUUCAAAAGAAAGCAAUAGAAAAAAGUGAACCUCUAAAAAACCUCACAAAAGAGCAGUCACAGAAAAUGAUGGAUGCCAUGAAAAUCGCAAAAUUCAGCUCUGGAGAAGUAGUGGUUUCAAAAAACUCGUUACAAGGAUCUAAGCUGUGUAUCAUUAUGAAGGGCAGAGUUAGAGGCCCGCUAGGAGUUUAUGAAACUUUUUCAUGCAUUGGAGACGACAAGAUUAGCCAAACUUCUGAACAAAAUAAUCCAGAAAAUUAUAUAGCUGAGACUGAUGCUGAUAUUGCUCAGAUAUCGAAAGAAGAGUUUGAACGAUGCUUAGGAGUGGGAGGCAUUGCCCCUGCUACAAAUAAUAAUGCAGCCUUGGCUGUUUUAAAGCAGGUCCAGCUGCUUCGAAAUCUGCCGAAAGAUAGACUAAAAGCUUUACUCCAGGUUUUAAGGACUGUAGAUUUCAGAGAUCGAGAAGCAAUUGUUCAGGAGAAUGAAACAGGAGAUACAUUGUAUAUAGUAAAAACAGGGAAAGUGAGCAUUUUUAAAGAUAACACAAAUGUAAGAACUCUAACAAUGCAUGAUUAUUUUGGGGAAAGAUCAAUUUUGUUUAAUGAAAGACGAAGCGCUACAGUUGUGGCUGAAGGAAAUGUUACUUGUUGGACGUUAGAAAAAAAUGAUUUUGAAAGUAUUAUUGAUUUCAGCAUGAGGACUCAGCUGCUUAAAAGAAUUGAAUUGCAAGACAACACAAUUAUGCUUGACCAACUUGUGAUGAUAAAGCCACUUGGAAAAGGGAUGUUUGGCAAUUGUUCCCAGUCAUUUAAUGGGAACUUUUUCCUCAUAUCAGACUUUUGGUAGUAAAUUUUUCUCGAAUGGCAUUCUUCGGCAAAAAACUGUCAAAAUUCUAUCAAAUUUAUCAUGAGGAAAAAAUUUCGAUCAGGAAAUGUCACAGAACCAAAAUAUAUCAAUCAUCAAAUGGCAUGAGCUGUUUGGCAAUGUAUAUCUGAUGACUCAUAAAGAAAAAGGCGCAUUUUAUGCUAUGAAAACUGUACCUCGAAGUAAAAUUGUAGCCUAUAAUAUACAUGAAAGUCUAGUACUUGAGAGGAAAAUUCUUUUGCAAUUAGACCAUACGAUGAUAGUAAAGCUUGUAAAAACCUUUAAAGACAGCAAAAGGAUUUAUUUUCUCAUGGAAUAUGUAAGAGGAAUCGAUUUAUUUGAUGUCCUUAGACAACUCGGUCUUUUAAAAGAAGAUGAUGCAAGGUUUUAUACAGCUUGUCUAGUGGUUAUCCUUGAGUACUUGCAUAAGAGAGAUAUCAUAUACAGGGAUUUAAAGCCUGAAAAUAUCAUGAUUGACGAAGAAGGGUACCCAAAGCUCAUUGACUUUGGCAUAGCAAAAAUCGUAAAUGGGAGAUCUUAUACCACUGUAGGGACUCCUCAUUAUAUGGCCCCAGAAGUGAUUAUGGGGAACGGAUAUAACUCAGCAGUAGACUGGUGGAGCUUAGGGAUCAUGAUUUAUGAGUUUGUGUUUGGAACUGUCCCAUUUGGCGAAAAUGAAGAAGAUACAUAUAAAGUUUACGAAAGAGUGAUUGAGCACAAUUUAAUUUUUCCGACAAAUAUAAAGCACACAACACAUUUAAAGUCAAUUAUUACACAACUUUUAAGUGUCAAAGGAGCGUCAAGAACUGGCGGAAGCAUUUCUAAGCUUAAAAAACACAAAUUUUUAGCUGGGUUUAAGUGGGAAGUAAUGUUUUCGAGAGGAAUUUCCCCUCCAUAUGUCCCGAAGCUUCGAUCUUUGACAUCUGAAGCUGCGAAAGCAUUUAAAUCGAAAAAGAACUUUUUAGAUACUAUACUGCGAGACGAAAUUUCAGUCGAGACUCCAAUCCAUGCAGGCAAAUCAAAAUCCUCAGUUCCUAUGAACUGGGAUAUCGAGUUUUAA
Messenger RNA from Blepharisma stoltei, 3455 nucleotides. The record is from the annotation of a GenBank genome assembly. NCBI's taxonomy places the organism in Eukaryota, Ciliophora, Heterotrichea, Heterotrichida, Blepharismidae.